This is a messenger RNA of Magnolia sinica, 2608 nucleotides long. RefSeq names its product NAC domain-containing protein 17-like. The record is from RefSeq and is a predicted model, not a curated record. Gene Ontology annotation, biological process: regulation of DNA-templated transcription. Gene Ontology annotation, molecular function: DNA binding. Lineage: Eukaryota; Viridiplantae; Streptophyta; Magnoliopsida; Magnoliales; Magnoliaceae. The transcript is spliced from 5 exons. Bases 490 to 2235 code for a protein of 581 amino acids.
AGCUUAUUUCUUCGCAUUGAGAGAGAGAGAGGGAGAGAGAGAGACGCGGUUGGGAGAGACGAGACGGCGGCGAAGAACUGUCUCGUACUCUCUAUCUUCUUCAACAGUGUAAGCGAUCGUCUUUCUGUCCUUCUCAUUUUCCUUCUUUAGAGGGUUUUAUAAGGUUUCGGCCAACGGAUUUUCAAGUUUUGAUGUUCGUUAUUUGUGCAUCUCUGAGAUAUCCUGGAUUCCUCCUUCUGCAGGUUUCUUUCUUUCUUUAUUGGUUGUUGUUGUUGUGUUGGUGGGGUGCUGCUGAAGAAAGAAAGUAAGAAAGAUUUACAAGUGUGGAGGUGCAGGAGAGUUCUCUCUGUUGGGAUCGUUGGGAUUUUGGAGAUUUAUCGGAUUCUUGAUAAAUAAAUAAAAAAUCGGAUUCCUUUUAUAAAAAAAAAUAAAAUAAAAAUAAAAAAUCUUUCUGGGCCUACGUAUUGAUCCGGGAUUUUUAGCUUAGCAAUGAAGAUGCAGUUGGGAUCUGCUUCUGCUGCCUCCGAUUCUAACACAGGAGGAGGCGAAAUUGUUGUUGCCGGGGGUGGUUCAAAGUCGCCUUGGCCGCCUGGUUUCCGUUUCCAUCCAAUGGAUGAGGAGCUCAUAUUGUAUUAUCUGAAGAGGAAAAUCUGUCGCCGACGCCUUAAGCUCAACAUUAUCAGAGAGAUUGACGUCUACAAGUGUGAGCCAUGGGAGUUACCUGGAAAAUCUCUCCUGCAGACAGGUGAUAAACAGUGGUACUUCUUCAGCGCCAGAGACCGCAAGUACCCCAAUGGGGUGAGAUCAAAUCGGGGGACUAAAAGUGGUUAUUGGAAGGCUACAGGAAAGGAUAGGAGUAUUUCACGGAAUUCCAGGAUGGUGGGCAUGAAGAAGACACUUGUCUUCUACAAAGGGCGCGCUCCCAAGGGAGCACGAACCGAUUGGGUGAUGCAUGAGUAUACCAUGGUCAAAGAGGAGCUUGAGAGCUGUAAUGCUGUGCAGGAUUCUUAUGCGCUUUAUAAAGUUUAUCAGAAGAGUGGACCUGGUCCCAAAAAUGGUGAACAGUAUGGGGCACCAUUUAGAGAAGAGGAGUGGCUGGAUGAUGAUGAUCCAAUUGAUGAUAGCUUGGGAAUCCUGGCCAGUGUGGAAUAUCCAGCAUCAGAUCUUAUAGGGGGUUAUGAUCAAUUCCCACCUCCAACUGAUGAUGUGGAGGACACCGUGCAACAAACAGUUAAUGAACCUGAAGUAGAUCAACAGCAUUUCAACAGUUUUGUACGUGAACUCGAGGUUGCUGAUAAAGAGGGGACACAAGGUUAUGUGGUGGAGUCAUCGCUUAGGGAAGCCAUUUCCAUUGAACCCAGUGAAAUUUCACGCCCAUGUGAGUGGGCUGAUUGUGGGCAGACAAGCUCUCAGGUUACAUGUUCGGCCACCUCUAUUAUGCAACCUUCUGAAGCACUUGAAGUUACAUGUGCUUUGGAUGAUGGAGAUUUUGUGGAAUUGAAUGAUCUUGCGGAUCAAGUGCCUGGUGUUUCUAGUUGGAGUAUCAGUAACGACUUCCCAUUUCAUGACACAGGCGGGUUUUACGCCUCUGAUUAUUACUUUGAUGCACCCAUGUUUCUUCCUGAAGAAAUUGUGCCUCUGGAGGGGACUACACAACCGCAUCUGGAUUGUUAUGCGACUGACAUAGCGAGCCAGUUGGGUUAUCACUUGCAGGACCCCAUCGACGACGAAAAUCAAUUCCAUGCAGCUUAUGUUACCAGUCCUCUCUGGACACAUGAACAGAAGUUCAAUGUCUUUACAUCAACAGAGUCAAGUCAGGUUGUUAUGGCACCUCCAGAUUCAGGUAUAGCGGGUGAUGGUAAUUCAUUGAAUGUCAGUAACGAAACACAGGGGCAAGGAGGCAUUGGAGGAGAUGCUUCAGAACAUUGGUUCACUUCAACAGUCUACGGCCUGUUGGAAUCAAUACCUACUCAUCCAGCAUCAGCCUCUGAGAAUGCCCUGAUCAAUCGGGCAUUUGAGAGAAUGUCGAGUUUUGGUGCAGCACGCAUUGGUGCCAGAGACGGGGGUGUUGCAGCAGGUGAUGGUGCUGCUGUGGGCAGGAGGGUAGGUAGAAAUGGUAGUAUGCUUUUCGUUUCUUUUCUGGGGGCAUUAUGGGCCAUCUUAUGGGUGUUAAUGAUUGGAACUAUAGUGAAAGUAUUAAAGGCUUUUGUGGGCAGGUUCAUGGCCUCCUCCUAGGUAUGUACCUACCUGGGCAUAUGCACAUGCGUGUAUUUGGUUUAUUUAUCCCCAUGACAUUUUGGACAAAUCCCUAAUUAAUUGGGAUGAGGUAUUGAUGAUGAUGAUCAACAUUUUGGACAGACAGAUAAAACCAACCAGGGUUAGGCAACCUAGUACUCAAGUUUUAAUGUAAGGAGAGAUUGUUGGGAGUCUUUUCAAACAAACUGACCUGUGUCACAGUGUACUCAUUUCGAGGGAAGGUGAGUGAAACAAGUGUAGUCCAUUAUCAUGUAUAGUUUCCCAAUCAUGUUAGAAUAAUCUGAUUCAACUUCAACACUCUCUCUCUGUAAUGUUUCAUAAAUUGUAUUAGUAAAGUUUUUUGUUUUUUUUU